This is a messenger RNA of Hansenula ciferrii, 726 nucleotides long. RefSeq names its product copper chaperone CCS1 (gene CCS1). Gene Ontology annotation, biological process: superoxide metabolic process. Gene Ontology annotation, molecular function: metal ion binding. Bases 1 to 726 code for a protein of 241 amino acids. The transcript has a single exon. Lineage: Eukaryota; Fungi; Ascomycota; Saccharomycetes; Phaffomycetales; Wickerhamomycetaceae. The record is from RefSeq and is a predicted model, not a curated record.
AUGACUAUAGAAUUUGAAUUAUUAACAGAAUUACAACAGACUGUUUAUAAUGUCGAAUUGACAUGUCAAAGUUGUGUUGAUUCAGUUAAACAAGCUUUAUCAAAAGUUAACGGAUUGACCAGAUUUGAUAUUGAUUUACAAAAUCAAAGAGUUAGUGUUGAAGGUAUCACUGCACCAUCAACUAUUAUUAAAGCUAUUCAAGAAACUGGUAGAGAUGCAAUUAUUAGAGGUACUGGUCAACCAAAUUCAGCUGCUGUUUCUAUACUGGAAAGUUUCAAUGAAGAAGAUAAAUUUGCACCUGUUAAAGGAUUAGCUAGAAUUGUUUCAACAAAUGAAGGGAAAUUAUUAGUUGAUAUUACAUUAAAUGGAUUACCAAAGGGUACAUAUUAUCCAAGUUUUAGAAAUUCAGGUGAUAUCUCUAAAGGUGCAUCAUCAACAGGUGGAUUAUUUUAUGAAUUCCCACCAAUUGAAGUUAAUGAACCAAGUGAUUUAUCAGGUUUAUAUUCAGGACAAAAUUUUAUUAGUGCAAAUUUAAAAAUUACAGAUUUAAUUGGUAGAAGUAUGAUUGUUUCAAAUUUACAAAAUUCAAUUAAUCCAAGUUCUUUAGCUGGUGUUAUUGCAAGAAGUGCCGGGGUUUGGGAAAAUGAUAAACAAGUUUGUAGUUGUAGUGGUAAAACUGUUUGGCAAGAACGUCAAGAUGCUCAACAACAUGGUGUUAGAGCAUAA